Ostrea edulis (European flat oyster) is the source of this 2461-nucleotide messenger RNA. Its product is annotated as zinc finger X-chromosomal protein-like. Gene Ontology annotation, cellular component: nucleus. Gene Ontology annotation, molecular function: RNA polymerase II transcription regulatory region sequence-specific DNA binding; DNA-binding transcription factor activity, RNA polymerase II-specific. The record is from RefSeq and is a predicted model, not a curated record. Gene Ontology annotation, biological process: regulation of transcription by RNA polymerase II. The transcript is spliced from 9 exons. The coding region runs from base 209 to 2461 and encodes 750 amino acids. NCBI's taxonomy places the organism in Eukaryota, Metazoa, Mollusca, Bivalvia, Ostreida, Ostreidae.
UUAGUAAUCUAGUCGUCUCAUUCAUCAUUUCACAAAUUGCAGAAUGAACUAAAGUUCGCAAGACUUUAAAAUGGUUCAUUUUCGGAGAGAAAAAUGAAGACGUACUCUAUAUAUGUUGGCAAACACUACGGCGAAAUUGAUGGCGAAAUCUACACCCUGAAACGACAACAUGAACACGUAAACAAAAGGUCACCAAUUCUGAGUCAUAAUGAGACCAGAAAUCAGUGUCUCUGUGCCAGAUAUGGCAACCAAACUGACCAAUGUUCUGUUCUAUUACCAACAAAACCAGAUUCUGUGCGACUGCCGUAUACAGUGUUGUGAUGGUGAAGUGUAUGCCCAUAAAAUCGUCCUGGCCAUGUGGGGUCUGUACAGUUUCUACAUAGAUUCCAUCAAUGCAAUUCAGGCUUUGGAAUUUUCUUCUGUGCAUGUCAACAAAUUUAUCAAAUUGAUUUAUUGUGGAAAAAUUUUAUUGACAUUGGAAGAGGCCUUAGACAUGUCUAGCUUUGGAAAUCAUAUUGGAAUAAAACUUAAAGGUUGCGUUUCAAGUGACAGUUGCAGUACAGCAAAUACAUCCAUUGAAGAUUCAUUAGAAUCAGUUAUUGCAGAUUUCAUGUCAUCUAAAAAUCCUAUGGUGAAAAGUAAUAGUCUGCACAUCAGAUUUGAGCCUAGCUAUAAUUGGAAUAUUUUAACCUUGGCAAAGUUGAGAUGUGAGGAACCUUGUGUAGAGGCAGUCAUUUUUUCUAGCAGUGAUUCAAUAGCAGGGGCACAGAACUUUCCAGAUAGUGCUGUUACCAUGGUAACUGAUGUCAAGAUAAAAGACGAGGAGGAGGAUCUCGAUGUUUGUGAUGUAAAUUACUCUGUGGAGCGAAAUGAAGGUUCUUCAGGUGAAAGCCUUAUUGCCUCUAGCAAUGAUGGCACACAACAUGACAAAAAACAUGAAAGAGAUCAAAUGUUAAUGAAUUUUAAUGCAGAAAUGCUGGAGAGUUCUAAAGGAGUGGACUUUAAUGAGGAAAAUGUAAAUUCAAGUUAUGACUGCAAAGAAAGUACUUGUCACGGAGAUGAGCUGAAAACAUUUUCCAACAGUAAAGGUCACAGUGAUUCUGCCAACAGUAAACGUCACAGUGAUUCUGCCAACAGUAAAAGUCAGAGUGAUUCUGCCAAAGUAAUUUGUGGAAAAGUCAAAACGAAGGAGUCUCGGAGUAAUUUCAGGAAAUGUAAACAUUGCCUAAAAAUGAAAGUAGAAAAUCCGUUUGUGUAUCGUUAUGAUACAACAGAGGGAAAAGACCAGAUCAAACUGCACAGUCUGCAGUCACAUGAUCUGGCCAUAGUGAGAAAUGUAUCAUGUGACAUCUGUGGGAUUGUUUACAAACGGUGUUACUCGGAGACAUACGUGGAUCACAAAUUCCGUAAACACGGAUGUGCGGAGUACGAUCCUGUUAUCUUUACAAAGAAAGUGUGUGAUUCUGAGAAUUGCAAAUUUUGGGCACUCUGUAGGAUUAAACUGAAAGUACACAAAGCAAAAGUCCACGCCACAGAGUCCGUCGUUUGUAAUAUUUGCGGAGCAGUAAUGAAACAUGUAGACACACUCAGGUCUCACUUACAAAUGAAGCAUCGCUCCCAGCACAUACAUCAGUGUGAGUUCUGUGGGAAGACCCUCUCUACUGCCAACUCUCUGAAGAACCAUAUUGAAUUAGUGCAUGAGAAAAAGGCACGUAAACCAGGGGGUUUCUGCAGCUACUGUACUCAAAGCUUCAAGACCAGGUACAUGUAUCUAGUUCACAUGCACCGAGAACACAAAGAGAUUCCUCCAGGCACCAAAGUACAUCGCUGUCAUGAAUGUGAUUAUUUGGCGUUUGAUAAGAAGUUAUUGAAAGGGCAUGAGCUGAGGCAUAAGGCAUUAAAAGGGCAUGUAAUUGAAAAGGACAAACAGUGUGAUAUAUGUGAGAAAAGAUUUGUGACGAGACGAAAUCUCACCGACCAUGUGAGGCGUACCCAUGGCAUAAAGAUACAUUGUCCGUAUGAAGGCUGCAGCAAAACCUUCCCAGGAAAUACUAACCUUAAAAUCCAUAUUACCUGUUUCCAUGAGAGAGAAAAGAAGUUUGGUUGUCACGCUUGUCCUUAUAAAUGUACCAGUCAUGGGAAUUUAGUCAAGCAUAUCCGAGGAGUUCACAAAGAAGAGGUCUCCACGCUGCACACCCGACGGAUACAGGCCAUGUUGUCAGGUAGAGGAUACCUGGAAGCCACUAACACGAGGCUCACUACUGGUGACGGACACAGAGGGGAGGGCGGGGCUCCCACUACUGGUGAUGGACACAGAGGGGAGGGCGGGGCUCCCACUACUGGUGAUGGACACAGAGGGGAGGGCGGGGCUCCCACUACUGGUGAUGGACACAGAGGGGAGGGCGGGACUCCCACUACUGGUGACGGACAUGGGGGAGGGCGGAGCUCCCACUACUGGUGA